UUGUUGAGGCCUGAGUUCACGUUUCUUACAAUCCAAUCUAAUUUCCAUUUUUAAAUGGAAAAAAUUAAAUAAAAUUAAAAGUGAAUAAGCAAAACAUUUUAUAAUCUUUUGGGCAUCUCGGAAAAUAUCUCAGGCGCCGUCUUGAACUUCUCUCAACCCGCCAUGGCGGCGUCUUCUGUUGCACGAUCCGCAACAACCCCUUUCCCACUAAACUUCGUAUCGAAACCCUCGCAGUCCGAUCACUUUCCCAAAACAGCCUUAAACUUCGACCCUCGGUUCAAACGCUGUCGCAUCGCCCUGGCCCCGGCCUCUCUUCGCUCAGACGACAACGAUCGCAGCAGAAACGGCGGCCACGGCCACAACCACCUGGUUGGAGGUGCUCUCGAAUUGGACAGCAGCGCCUUGGAGGACUUCCCCUACGACGUCGUAUCGAAAGACUUGCAUACUCUCCCAAGACCUUUGUCAUCGACCCAUCUUUCCAAUUCGGUCUCUGAUGGCCCCCGCCUUCGUGUUGCAUAUCAGGGGGUUCGUGGAGCAUAUAGUGAAUCAGCUGCAGAGAAAGCAUAUCCAAACUGCGAAGCAGUGCCUUGUGAACAAUUUGAUACCGCUUUUGAAGCUGUUGAACGCUGGCUUGUGGACAGAGCAGUCUUACCAAUUGAGAAUUCAUUAGGUGGAAGCAUCCACAGAAACUACGACCUUUUACUCAGGCACAGGUUGCAUAUAGUAGGGGAAGUGAAACUUGCAGUUCGGCAUUGCUUACUGGCUAAUCAUGGUGUUGAAGUGGAAGACCUGAAAAGGGUUCUUAGCCAUCCACAGGCUCUUUCUCAGUGUGAGCACACAUUAACCAAGUUGGGAUUGGUCCGAGAAGCAGUGGAUGAUACUGCUGGUGCAGCAAAGCAUGUUGCUUUCCACAAACUAAAAGAUACAGGAGCUGUUGCUAGCUCAGCAGCUGCAGACAUUUAUGGUCUGACGAUACUUGCACAGGAUAUUCAGGAUGAUUGUGACAAUGUGACCCGGUUUCUAAUGCUUGCAAGAGAACCUAUUAUUCCCGGCACAGAUAGGCCAUUCAAGACGAGUAUAGUUUUCUCACUAGAGGAAGGCCCUGGGGUCCUUUUUAAGGCGCUUGCUGUUUUUGCUUUGCGUCAAAUCAAUCUGACAAAGAUUGAAAGCCGUCCCUUGCGGAAGCAACCGCUGCGAGCGUCUGAUGAUAAUAAUGGCAGAUACUUUGACUAUCUUUUUUAUGUGGAUUUUGAAGCAUCAAUGGCUGAUCAAAGUGCACAAAAUGCCCUUAGGCAUCUGAAGGAAUUCGCCACAUUCUUGCGGGUGCUAGGGAGUUAUCCGAUGGAUAGAAGCAUGAUAUGAAUGACCGACAAAUGUGCUUUCGUCUUCUAUCAUUGUCAAAUUUCAAGAAUAAAAUUGACCAAAUUACAUCACAAAUAUUUCUGAAGCUCACUUUACUCUUUGCUGUUGUGCGCCCCUGCAAGUACAGAAGUUUUAUAAUGUAUUGUUAAUAGAUGCUCUGCGACAUUGCACGUGGAUGCAAUUUUGUAGUGUCUUCUCUCAACUUUUUUCAUUUAAUUAUUAGGUUUCCCCCCUCUAUUCUUGAGAAAA
Molecule: messenger RNA, 1611 nt
Organism: Prunus mume (Japanese apricot)
Lineage: Eukaryota; Viridiplantae; Streptophyta; Magnoliopsida; Rosales; Rosaceae
Gene: ADT2
Product: arogenate dehydratase 2
Biological process (GO): L-phenylalanine biosynthetic process
Cellular component (GO): cytoplasm; chloroplast
Molecular function (GO): arogenate dehydratase activity; prephenate dehydratase activity
Source: RefSeq, a predicted model, not a curated record